GUCAUCUUCACAAGACCCGGGUCAGCUUUGGUUACAUGUUUUUCCCAAAUCGGUCUACAAUUGCUGUCUUUUGCUUUUGCGGAAAAAAGAAAAUUGUAUGUUUCCAAUGAUGUCGUCCAGAUUUGUGCAGAAUGGAGUACAAAAGGAAGAUAUUUUCAAUUAGCGUCUAAGAUCUAUUUGGAGAAGUUUUUACGCGUACAUAAUCGGUAUUUCCUGAUGCUGAGUAAAUAGGCUGUUGGUGAUGUAGGCUUCUCAAUUUUAUUCAACUCAUCAAAGCGAUGAGCGGAGGGCUGCUCGGAGGCAUGAAGACUCGCUAGAAAUCAUGUGUCGCGGAUUGCUGAUAAACUUGGGGAAUAUGUGAGCAGAAACAUCGCAAUCGUACAUCCCCACCUGGGAGACGGGCGGACGUCCUUCGCCAGUAAUAAUUACAGGAAAAUCGCUUUCGUUUGUUUUGGUGCCUGAUUGCACACUCAGGGGCGAGAACUGCUGCUUAGCCCUGCUGAGUUCUUCAACAAUUCCGAUAAAUAAUACAAAUUUUUAAAAAGGAAAAAAGAAUGGGAGAAACAAGUAGCCUACCAAAUAGAUUUUCAUUUGAGAUUGGAUUGUGGUUUUAACAGAAUGUAGGCAGUUACGGCGAUCCGGACUCCAGAAUUGCAUCUGGAAAAUAAAUAUGACGGUAUGACUAGUUAUCCGUUAUCCCAGUCUCCGUAAGUUUGGGUUACACAAGGGGUGUUUCCCUUGGAAAUCUGAUAACAGUAUAAUAUUGUGUAGUAUUAGUGACAGCAUUGUGUGUAUGCUUACGUUUAAACGAUGGUAACGCAUCGCUUCUCGCGUCGAUUGAGAUGUAGUUAUUGGACUUGCUCGAAAUAUAUCUAUGUGUGUUACUGACAAAACAAGGACCUUUUUAGCCGGAACAAUGGGACAGUAGCGAAGAAUCGGGACACAAAAGGUGGCAGUUUGUGUUGUCGGUGCUUCGUGUGCGGAGCCGAACAGCGCUUCUCUGAGACAUGGCAGCGGCGAUCGCCAGCGGUUUGAUCCGCCAAAAGAGACAGGCUCGGGAGCAACACAUCGACCGGCCCUCGACCCACAGGCGGCGGAAGAGCCCGAGCAAGAACAAGGGUCUCUGCAACGGAAACCUGGUCGAUAUCUUCUCCAAAGUGAGAAUCUUCGGUCUCAGGAAGAGACGCCUACGGAGACAAGAUCCCCAGCUCAAGGGAAUAGUGACCAGGUUGUAUUGCAGGCAGGGAUUCUACCUGCAGAUGAACCCAGAUGGAUCUCUCGAUGGAACCAAGGAUGACAGCAGCAAUUCCUCUUUGUUCAACCUCAUCCCUGUGGGUCUUCGAGUCGUCGCCAUUCAGUCCGUGAAGACGGGGUUGUACAUCGCCAUGAAUGGAGAGGGCCACCUGUACACGUCGGAACUCUUUACGGCGGAAUGCAAGUUCAAAGAGUCGGUGUUUGAGAACUACUACGUGAUCUACUCGUCCAUGCUGUAUCGACAGCAGGAGUCGGGCAGGGCCUGGUUCCUGGGCCUCAACAAGGAGGGCCAAGCCAUGAAGGGCAACCGCGUGAAGAAAACCAAACCAGCUGCACAUUUCCUGCCCAAGCCAUUAGAAGUCGCUAUGUACAGAGAGCCGUCGCUGCACGAUGUGGGGGAGACCCCCCCGAAGGCCGGGGCGCCGGCCACUAAGAGCGCCGCGGAGCCGGCGGUGAUGAACGGCGGGAAACCGGUCAGCAAACCCGCCGCCAAGACUACAUAG
Messenger RNA from Conger conger (European conger), 1757 nucleotides. RefSeq names its product fibroblast growth factor 14 (gene fgf14). The transcript has 5 exons. Gene Ontology annotation, cellular component: cytoplasm. Gene Ontology annotation, biological process: animal organ morphogenesis; fibroblast growth factor receptor signaling pathway; positive regulation of gene expression. Bases 1008 to 1757 code for a protein of 249 amino acids. The record is from RefSeq and is a predicted model, not a curated record. Lineage: Eukaryota; Metazoa; Chordata; Actinopteri; Anguilliformes; Congridae. Gene Ontology annotation, molecular function: growth factor activity; fibroblast growth factor receptor binding.